Zea mays is the source of this 1954-nucleotide messenger RNA. RefSeq names its product proline transporter 1. The coding region runs from base 324 to 1664 and encodes 446 amino acids. Lineage: Eukaryota; Viridiplantae; Streptophyta; Magnoliopsida; Poales; Poaceae. The transcript has 8 exons. The record is from RefSeq and is a predicted model, not a curated record.
CGAGCGAGCUCUAGUGCCUCAACUUUCGAAACCAAAGGCGAAUUGCCCUAUCGGCUUUAUCUUUUCUUUUCUAUCUUGGACAGCCAGCUUUCAGUGGAAAUAGACCCUUUGUUUCUUCUCUCUCUUUUUUUUUACCCUUGGUGUUCUAUAGUAGUCUAUACCCGUGAACGAAUUAAUGGGCAAUCGUGGCUUUUCGCUUCUUCGUGCGUUGCCUGCCUAUAUAUGCAGCGUGAUGGGGGGCAUGUCCCUCCGGCCUGGGCCGUUACUAGCUUAGCUCAUAUACGUACGUACGCAGGAAGGCUGCAAGAGAGAGGAGCAAUAUAAUGGCUGGUUCUUCGAUGGACACUGAAGCUGCAGGCAAGGAGCUCAAGCAGGGCAGCGGCGGCGGCGGCGGCUACACCAUGCCGGCUACUGCUCAUGCGGUGGACACAGACUCGUGGCAGCAGGUGGGGCUGCUCCUGGUGAUCGGCUUCAACUGCGCCUACGUGCUCAGCUUCUCCAACCUCAUGAUGGUGCCCCUGGGCUGGGCGUGGGGCGUCGCCUGCCUGCUGCUCGUCGGCGCCGCCGCGUGGUACGCCAACUGGCUCCUCGCCGGCCUCCACUUCGUCGACGGCCAGAGGUUCAUCCGCUACAGGGACCUCAUGGGCUUCAUAUUCGGGAGGAACAUGUACUACAUCACCUGGUUCCUGCAGUUCGCAACUCUACUUCUGUGCAACAUGGGCUUCAUUUUGCUAGGAGCAAGAGCGCUCAAGGCAAUCAACACGGAGUUUACCCACACCCCAGCCAGGCUGCAGUGGUUCAUCACGGCCACGGGAAUCGUUUACUUCGCCUUCGCCUACUUCGUGCCGACGAUUUCUGCCAUGAGGAACUGGCUCGCCACGUCGGCGGCGCUGACGUUAGCUUACGACGUCGCUCUGCUGGCUAUCUUGAUCAGAGAUGGGAAAUCGAACAAGCAGAAGGACUAUGACGUCCAUGCCGGAUCCCAAGCCGAGAAGGUGUUCAACGCGUUGGGCGCCGUCGCUGCCAUCCUCGUCUGCAACACGUCCGGGCUGCUCCCGGAGAUACAGUCGACGGUGCGGGAGCCGGCGGUUCGCGGCAUGAGGCGGGCGCUGCUGCUGCAGUACACCGCCGGCGCCGCGGGGUACUACGGCAUCAGCGUGGCGGGGUACUGGGCGUACGGGUCAGCGGUGUCGGAGUACCUCCCCAACGAGCUCGGCGGCCCGAGGUGGGCCGCCGUCCUCAUCAACGCCACCGCCUUCCUGCAGAGCAUUGUGUCCCAACACCUGUUCACGGUGCCGAUCCACGAGGCGAUGGACACGCGGCUGCAGCGGCUGGACGAAGGCAUGUUCUCCCGCUACAACCUCACGCGCCGCGUCUGCGCGCGGGGGCUCGUCUUCGGCUUCAACGUCUUCGUCACCGCGCUGUUCCCGUUCAUGGGGGACUUCGUCAACCUCGUCGGCUCCUUAGCGCUCGUCCCGCUCACCUUCACGUUCCCCAGCAUGGCCGUCCUCAAGAUCAAAGGCAAGAGCGGUGGGAGAUGUAACAGACUUUGGCAUUGGGGCAUCAUAGUUCUGUCCUCGGCUCUCUGCGUUGCUACCACCGCCGCCGCCGUUCGUUUGAUCUUCAACAAUGCUAGGAUCUACCACUUCUUCGCCGACAUGUAGCGAGCGAGUAGUAGUGGGAUUGACAUGUGUAUCGUCACCACGAGGUGAUAGUAUGGCCACUUCGUUCUCAAUUUUUUGCUUGGUUCAAGAGUGGAAGGGUACGGUGGUCACUUAGCUCAUGUUUGAUAAGGGCACUACAUGAUUAAUAAGCAUGCAUCAUGUACGUAGUCAUCCUAUCAAAAUUUAGAAAAAUGAGCUUAUUGUGAUCGAUGGACCACCUCCCUCUAACCAAACAUCUCUGUUUUCCGUGAAAGCUUAAAAGGCAACUCGUGAAUGUGUUCUUUUAGACA